GAGGCGAGCGCCUGUGAGAGGGAGGGCCUGAGGAGAGCUGAAAGUUGCCCCCAGCACCGCCGCCCGCGCGCGCUCCGGAACAAUGAGCGCCCACAACUCAAAGGCCUCCCUCAGCAACAACAGCGGCGAGAGACGGCACGAGGCCGAGCGUCCACCCAGAGCCGGGGACACUACUGCCCAGAUCCCGGACCCGGCCUCCACCUUGGGCACGGCCUUGCCCUCCACGUCCGAGUGGAGCAUGCAAUCUGAGUGGCGGACCGUCUCCGGACUGUUUUCCAGCUCCCUGUCGAACGCGUCCACACCAGACGUGACAUACUCCCAAAGCGCCAGCGCGUCCGCCCAAACAAGCACGGAUUUUGACCUGACAACUGACUCGGACACCAAGGUUGGCCUCUGGGACUUUGGCGCCCUCCGCCUUAGCGACCAGAUCCCCAUGUCUGCCACCCGUUCUCCCAACUCUGAGGGGGCCGUCCCAGCCUCUAACCGGCACACAACCAUCCCCCGGGUAUCCGAACAGGGAUCUGUCUCGCCCUCAGGCUCCUCCAGGUUGCCCCUCCAUGAGUCCGGCCCAUCCUCAGUACCUGGGUUCCCCCGGGUAGCAGGGACUCCUAUACCCAGGAAGUUCCUCAGAGCGGCGGUACCAGAAUCCAUCUCACCCUCGAUGCCUGGCUCCAGCAGAAUAUUGUCACCUCCUCUACCCCGUAAUAUUCCGCAAAUGUCACUACUUGGGGUCAUCCCGUUCUCAGUAUCCUCCUCCUCCCAGAGUUCGGUAGAAGUACCUCCUACCCUCAACAACCCCCCGCGACUGCCAGUACAAGAGUCCAGCCAGUUCUCAGUACCCGACUUCCCCCGGCUCUUGGACUCCUCCCUAGAGUCGAUACAAGGGUCCUACCCGCCCUCAGACCUCAGCCUCCCUGGGAGUUCAGGACAAGAAUCUAUCGUGCUGUCGGACUCCUCCCAAGCGUCGAUACAAGGCCCUCCCCCGCCCCUAGUGCUCAGCAGCCCCCGGAGUUUGGUACAUGGACCUCGUACGCCCAUGAACUCCCCAGUGUCGACUCAAGUGUCCACCGAGCUUUCCGAGUUAGGUAAUCCCCGAACAUCGGUAGAAGGAUCGGCUCCACCCCCGGGUUCCCCCAGAGUACCAGUCCAAGGGUCCGCUCCGCCCUCAGCGCCCGGCUCCGCCCGGGUAUCGGUGGAAGAAUCGGCUCCGCCCUCGGACUCCCCCCGAGAGUCGGUAGAAAAGUCCGCUCCGCCCUUGGCCAGCCCCACUCCUGUACCCACGCCCCGGGAGAGUCUCAACCAGAGCAUGGAGAAUCAGGAGAAGGCGGACAACGCGGGCCAGAUGUUCGACGUAGUCGUGAUAGGAGGCGGCAUCUCAGGAUUGUCUGCUGCCAAACUCUUAAAUGAACAUGGAGUUAAUGUUUUGGUUUUAGAAGCUCGGGACAGAGUUGGAGGAAGAACAUAUACAGUGAGGAAUGAAAACGUUGAUUACGUAGAUGUUGGCGGGGCUUAUGUGGGACCGACCCAGAACAGAAUCUUACGGUUAUCUAAGGAACUGGGUUUAGAAACUUACAAGAUUAAUGUAAAUGAGCGUCUUGUUCAAUAUGUCAAGGGGAGAACUUAUCCAUUUCGGGGUGCCUUCCCUCCAGUAUGGAAUCCCAUUGCAUAUCUGGAUUACAACAAUCUGUGGCGGACAAUGGAUAAUAUGGGAAAGGAGAUCCCAGCUGAUGCCCCAUGGGAGGCUCCACAUGCGGAGGAAUGGGAUAAGAUGACCAUGAAAGAUCUUAUUGAUAAAAUCUGCUGGACAAAGACCGCUAGGCAGUUUGCAUCUCUGUUUGUGAAUAUCAAUGUGACCUCGGAGCCCCACGAGGUGUCUGCCCUGUGGUUCUUGUGGUACGUGAAGCAGUGUGGAGGCACCACUCGGAUAUUCUCGGUUACCAAUGGAGGCCAGGAACGGAAGUUUGUAGGUGGAUCUGGUCAAGUAAGCGAACGGAUAAUGCAACUGCUCGGGGACAGAGUGAAGCUGAGGUGUCCUGUCACCUUUGUUGACCAGUCAGGUGACAAUAUCACCAUACGGACGCUGAAUCAUGAACUUUAUGAGUGCCGAUACGUAAUUAGUGCCAUCCCUCCAACUUUGACUGCCAAGAUACACUUCAGACCACAACUUCCAUCAGAGAGAAACCAGUUAAUUCAGCGCCUUCCAAUGGGAGCUAUCAUUAAGUGCAUGAUGUAUUACAAGGAAGCCUUUUGGAAGAAGAAGGAUUAUUGUGGGUGUAUGAUCAUUGAAGAUGAGGAAGCUCCAAUUUCAAUAACCCUAGAUGACACCAAGCCAGAUGGAUCGCUGCCUGCCAUCAUGGGCUUCAUACUUGCUCGAAAAGCUGACCGCCUUGCUAAAGUCCAUAAAGAAAUACGGAAAAGGAAAAUCUGUGAACUGUAUGCCAAAGUGCUAGGAUCCCAAGAAGCAUUACAACCGGUGCACUAUGAAGAGAAGAACUGGUGUGAGGAGCAGUACUCCGGAGGCUGUUACACCGCCUACUUCCCCCCGGGGAUCAUGACUCAGUACGGAAGGGUGAUUCGCCAGCCAGUAGGCAGAAUUUACUUUGCUGGCACGGAGACUGCCACACAAUGGAGCGGUUACAUGGAAGGAGCAGUAGAGGCCGGGGAACGGGCAGCUAGAGAGAUCUUGAAUGCUCUGGGGAAGGUGUCAAAGCAAGACAUAUGGGUCAAAGAACCAGAAUCAUCGGAUGUUCCAGCUGUAGAAAUCACCCACACCUUCUGGGAGAGAAACCUGCCGUCCGUGUCAGGCCUGCUGAAGAUCAUCGGGUUUUCCACAUCCAUAACCGCUCUGUGCUUUUUGGCGUACAGAUUCAGGCCGCUGAGCCGAUCCUGAAGUUUCGGCUUCGUGCUGUCUGCUUACUCUUUCCCAGCACCAUCAAAAGCAAAACCUUGACAAGUGUAAUGGCUGUGUCAUCGGAUCAUCUUUAAAUGCGCUGAUUUAACCCUUUAGUUUAAUCUCCAUCAGUGGAUCACUUCAUUAAUUUCAGUAAGAUCAAGUUCCAUCAAGUGAUUUGUCUGUAGACCACCUCGUGUUGAUUGGUAGAAAAUAACCUUGUGAUCAGUUCCUUAACUUCAAAAAGUUAAAGUUGACGUGCUCAUAAGAAACAGUUUCUGUGUCCUGUUUUUCUCCCCUUUAACACAAAACACCAGACAAUCGCAGAAAUGCAGCAUUUAACUUUCUCUCUGUGGAGGUUGAGUUGGUUGAGGCCCAGCCUGUGUGACUGGCCCUUUAAGUCCUUAGCAAAGGGUGAAGUGUAGGCCCAGAGCUCGGGGGCUUACAGUUUCCUGGGGUGAGCAACUCCCACUUAGGAUGAGCGAAUAGCAAAGGAAAGGAUUAGACGUAGGAUUCAGGCCCUCAGACCAGUGAGGGGACCAUAUCUUGUGGGCUGCUGUGUCAGGCCUCUCCUGACCACUUCUAAUUCCUGUGACGUUUCCAGACAUCUAGUCUUCAUGCUAGUUUCUUUGUCUUUUUCCUCUUUUUCUUCUUAAAGAGGACAGCGUUUACCAAGGUCCAAUGUUUAAAUUGACUCGCUGUGACUUUUGUGUAGCUCCUCAGGUGAGCAGAGUAAAAUAGUGGCAAGACUGUCCCCCAGGAGGCCUCCCUGAUUAGCUCCAAAUGAGACCAAAGGCAGUCGGCUUCUUCUCAUUCUCCUAGAAGGUGGCUAGACAUCACUUCAUUCAUUGUUGAUGAUAACAUUCUCUGCCAGUUUCCGGAAAGUGGUAUUUUCCUUUUUUCAAGUAGACUCUGGCUGAAGGCCCCAAGUGGCAUAUAUUUUUUUCUCUUUCCCUAUGGCCAUUGUAAAGCAGAUUUGUUAACUUAAAUAUGUCUUCAAUGUGGUUACCUUAGAGUGAAUAUCGUCAUGCCAGUUUCUCUCUAAUAAGUGCUAAAAUACACAUGACAAAUUUCUAAUUGUUCUUUCUUAAGACUAUCAAAUACAGAAAGGAAAUUAGGCCUCUUAUUAUAACCUCACUUGCUUUAGUUAUUUUAUAAAAGACAUGAAAUUGAGUGAUCUUAUAUGUGAAAACUAAAUUCUCUGUCUUAGGAGAAAUGUGGGCUCAGAAUAGUGCUCACCUCUUGUCUUUCCCCUUUUAAAACCUGUCAGAUUUUUUAAAGCCCCUUUCAGAGGUUUCAGCCAUGAAGUACUUGUUUUUUUUUCAUACAGUUAAUCUGGGAAAAAUCAACACAAAUGUGAUCAAAUAAAGCAGUUGAGAAGAUUCCAUGGCCUCAGUUACCCAGGUGGUAGAUACCCAGUAAUACCUUAUCCCACAACAUGGAUGAAUGAGGCAUUUCAUUUUAAAUGCGGCUUCCAGAUAGCUGAAGCUUUUUAUUUUAUGUGCCCCAAUUUUUAGAUAAAUAAAAAUGUUGAUGGGCCUGUUUCCACAUGGUAUUACAUAAGAAGCUAGAUUCAAAUUCACUUUUUUAUUAAUCAAGUCAAUCAUUAUGCACCUUGAUUAUCUUAUACUUUUAUAAUAGAGCAUACCAUUUAUAACAGUGAUACCAUUGUCUUUGCUCCUGGACUGAAUGUCACACGAUUGUUUUAUAGCUGGUGAGCCUACUGCUGCUUCCUUCUCCCAUGUUCAGUAUUUUAUUUCAUAGCCUUGUUAUCUCCAUUAUCUCCCAAUAACAACUUAAUCUGCUAUUUUUUUAUUCAAUGGGAAUUAAAGAUUGCCAGAGGAACCAACCCCAGUUUAUUACAUAAUUAACCUUAAUCUUAUCUUAAAUCCAAAAUGAAGUCCUAAGAGCAAAGAGCGGGAUCUUUCUGCCACUCUUCACCUUGCAGUUGAAAAGCAUUCUAGCUGACUUAGGCAUUUGGGUGUUAUCUUGGACAUGCUCCGGUACAUAAGAAGUUGCUGUAUUUUAUACCAAACUGCUUUGAGAAAUCACAUCCCUGAUCUGUUUCAGUUGUUUCUGUUUGCUUACUGAUUAACUCAGUUCUGACACACCUUUUGGGAAAUGCUGACUUAAACUUACUUGGCAACAGUUUUAACAGUCUAUUAAGCUACAGAUUGAGUAUCCAAAAUGAAUACUAGCCCAAAUGUGCCUAGACAUGAACUUGGAGCUGAGAACUCUACAUGAGGUGGUCCAACACCAAGAUGCCCUAGGUCUUCCCUUCCACCCAGAAAAACACGAGUUAGUUUAUGCUGCUGAUAGAGCCUGGCCCUACAAGGACAUCUGCUUCACAGUUUUGAAGGCCGAAGUGCCCUUGGUCCAUAGCAAGGUUGAAAAUGAGAUUUAAAAAGUUAAUCUCUUUGUCACCACUGUUAAAUAAGGACUUAUACUUGCCUGGAGAAAGAAAAUAUCGAAGGACCGUGAACUAUGUUUAGUUUAUGAACUUGGUGCCUAAUGUUCUGUCUGAAACGUGCCCCAGUGCUACAUGUGUGCAUAUGUGUUGCCACUGAAGUACGAUUUUGCCUGUGUGGUACUGUUUUAUUAAUAAAGUGCACUGUCACCCCUGA
Molecule: messenger RNA, 5514 nt
Organism: Camelus dromedarius (Arabian camel)
Lineage: Eukaryota; Metazoa; Chordata; Mammalia; Artiodactyla; Camelidae
Product: amine oxidase [flavin-containing] A
Exons: 15
Coding region: 83-2890 (935 amino acids)
Cellular component (GO): mitochondrion
Molecular function (GO): flavin adenine dinucleotide binding; primary methylamine oxidase activity
Source: RefSeq, a predicted model, not a curated record